Molecule: messenger RNA, 4319 nt
Organism: Spea bombifrons (plains spadefoot toad)
Lineage: Eukaryota; Metazoa; Chordata; Amphibia; Anura; Pelobatidae
Gene: ATXN2
Product: ataxin 2
Exons: 25
Coding region: 429-3728 (1099 amino acids)
Biological process (GO): cytoplasmic stress granule assembly
Cellular component (GO): cytoplasmic stress granule
Molecular function (GO): RNA binding
Source: RefSeq, a predicted model, not a curated record
GCGUUUUGGAUUCGUAGUUUUGAUUAAAGCGUAUACAAAUACAUUUUUCUUUGUUUACUUCACCGGUUCGGGCUCCAAAGCUUUGUGUUUUGGACUAUAGCAGACACUCGGUUGGCGGAUAUAGUAACGGUGGUUGGUUGGCUGUAUUCUUCCGCGGUCCCGUUCUCCUCAGACUGUUUUGGUCUUGCUCGCCUGUGGCAACUGCGGAGACUUUAGCUCCUCUGGAAUAGCAUUUACUUAUCCCGGCACCGGCUCUGCGCCAAGCGUCCGGCUUUACUUCUGUGGUAGGCCCGGUGGUGAUUUCUCGGCGUUUUGUUUUAAACUAGAACUUUUUUACUUGGUUAUUUUUUUAAUUGAGAAAGAAAAGCGCGUUCCUGUUUUAUUUGGUUCGUCAGCGGUGGAGAUUUCCAGUUGUUUAUGGGACCGUCAUGUCAAUGAAGCAGGCCGGCAAUAACCGAAAGCCCGGCGGGGGCAGCGUCCCGGCGGCUGGAGGAAGACAGAACAUGGGCAGAGGACGCAGCAGUGGAAAAGGCCCCCCACAAUCUAUUUCGUUUGAUGGUAUCUAUGCAAACAUGAGAAUGGUCCAUAUUCUCACCUCAGUUGUUGGCUCAAAGUGCGAAGUUCAUGUGAAAAAUGGCAAUGUAUACGAAGGAGUUUUUAAAACCUAUAGUCCUAAGUGCGAUUUAGUGCUUGAUGCAGCUCAUAAGAAAAUAACCGAUUCUGUGGGGCCAAAACGUGAAGACAUUGUGGAUAGUAUAUUGUUCAAGUCUUCCGAUUUUGUUAUGGUGCAGUUUAAAGAUAUGGAUGUAAAUUAUGCAAGAAGAGAUGGCUUCACUGAUUCUGGCAUAACAUCUAAGCUGAAUGGUGAACACAAGGAAAAAGAUCUAGAGCCUUGGGAUGGAGGCGAAAGCCUUGUGAGUAGCAGCGUGCCUGCUGCUAGUGACGAACUGGAGUGUCUAGACAAUGAUGUAUCUAAUGGUUGGGACCCCAACGAAAUGUUCCGUUACAAUGAAGAAAAUUAUGGUGUGGUGUCCACCUAUGACAGUAGCCUCUCUUCCUAUACAGUACCAUUGGAGAAAGAUAAUUCUGAGGAAUAUUUAAAGAGGGAAGCAAGAGCAGCACAGAUAGCUGAGGAGAUUGAGUCAAGCUCCCAGUACAAAGCCCGUGUUGCCUUGGAAAAUGAUGAACGAUCAGAAGAGGAAAAGUACACCGCUGUUCAACGCAACAGUGAUAGAGAAGGGCACCCUGUAACUAACCGAGAGAACAAAUACAUUCCCCCUGGACAGAGAAAUAAAGAUACAAUGUCAUGGAGUAGCCAUGGUGGGAGACAGAAUUCCCCAAGAAUGGGUCAGUCUGGAUCUGGACCACUGCCAUCAAGAACUAGUUCCCAUUCUUCGGACUUCAGUCCUAGUUCUGGAACUGACCAAAGAGUUGUCAAUGGAGGUGUUUCCUGGCCAUCGCCUUGUCCAUCUCCUUCCUCCCGCCCACCUUCUCGCUACCAGUCAGGUCCCAACUCUCUUCCACCUCGGGCAGCCACCCCUACAAGGCCGCCCUCCAGGCCCCCUUCGAGGCCAUCCAGACCCCCGUCUCACCCCUCUGCUCAUGGUUCUCCAGCUCCUGUCUCUACUAUGCCUAAACGCAUGUCUUCAGAAGGACCUCCAAGGAUGUCUCCGAAGGCUCAGCGACAUCCUCGCACCCACAGGGUUGCAAAUGGUAGAAGUACCAUGUGUGGAGGUCUAGAGUUUGUCUCCCGCAAUGAAUCAGGAGAAGUUUCUGUCCCACCUGUUGCCCGAAACAGUUCUGGUGGAACUUGGUCAUCGGUAGUUAUUGGGGUUCAACGACUCUCUCCCAAGACCCACAGGCCUAGAUCCCCCAGACAGGGUGCCAUGGGAGGUGGUGUCUCAGGCCCUACCCUGAGCUCUCCCCAGUCUGGUACUCUUCCCCCAGAAUCUGUUACCAUGCCACCUCCUGCUGCUUCGCCUACACCUGCCAGCCCUGCUUCGAACAGAGCAGUUACUCCAUCUUGUGAAGCAAAGGAUUCAAGGUUGCAAGACCAGAGACAAAAUUCACCUGCUGGUGGUAGAGAAAGCAUGAAACAAAGUGAAUCUUCUAGCUUUAACAAACCUGAAAACAAAGUAGUGUCUCCCAUGGCGUCAGAACAAAGGAAACAACUAGAUGACUUAAAGAAGUUUAAAAAUGACUUUAGGUUACAACCUAGCUCAAGCCCUGAUUCUAUGGAUCAGCUUCUCUGCAAAAGCCGAGACGGGGGAGAGAAGCCUAGAGAACUUAUGAAGGAGAAAGAUUCAUCUGCAAAGGAAUCUGCCAGUGAAAGUGGCAGCAAUGCACCGACAAGCAAUAGCAGCAGCAAACCUAGUAGUCCUAGCAUCUCACCCUCCAUUAGCAGCAGCAGCUCAGAAUACAAAAGAGGUCCAGAAGUAACUUCACAAGGUGUGCAAACCUCUGGCCCGGGCAAACAAGACCGUGAUGACAAGGAAGACAAAAAGGAAAACGCUACAGAACAAGUGAAAAAAUCAACACUAAACCCCAACGCAAAGGAGUUCAAUCCACGAUCAUAUGCGCAGCCUAAGCCUUCCACAACCCCAACAUCUCCUCGACCACAGGCACAGCCUAGUCCAUCUAUGGUUGGUCAUCAGCAGCCGACUCCUGUAUACACACAACCGGUUUGUUUUGCACCAAACAUGAUGUAUCCAGUUCCUGUGAGCCCUGGAGUUCAGCCCCUGUAUUCUAUUCCAAUGACUACGAUGCCGGUGAAUCAGGCUAAAACUUACAGAGCAGGUAAAGUAUCUAAUAUGCCACAACAACGACAAGAUCAGCAUCACCAAAACACAAUGAUGCAUCCCGUGUCUGCUGCAGGUCCCCCGAUUGUUGCGACUUCACCUGCGUACUCUGCACAAUACGUAACUUACAGCCCGCAGCAGUUCCCUAAUCAGCCUCUCAUGCAACAUGUGCAGCAUUAUCAGUCUCAGCAUCCACAUAUGUAUGGCCAGGUUAUACCAGGGAGUACUAGGGUGAUGGCACCACCAGCACAUGCACAGGCUGGCUUAGUAUCAUCGUCUGGAACCCAAUAUGGUGCUCCCGAGCAAACACACACCAUGUACGCAUGUCCCAAAAUGCCAAACAACAAGGAGACAACCCCUUCUUUCUACUUUACCAUUUCAACCAACUCGCUAGCACAGCAGUAUGCCCACCCAAACGCGGCUCUUCACCCCCAUCCUCAGCAUCCACAGCCUUCUGCCACACCUACUGGCCAGCAACAGAACCAACAUGGAGGUAGUCACGCAGCCCCAAGCCCAGUACAGCACCAUCAACAUCAGGCAGCCCAGGCUCUCCACCUAGCUAACCAGCAGCAGCAGUCUGCCAUAUACCAUGCUGGCCUGGCUCCUACUCCACCAUCAAUGACCCCUGGCUCCAAUGCACAGUCUCCACAAAGUAGCUUUCCCACUCAACAGACGGUAUUCACGAUCCACCCCUCGCACGUCCAGCCUGCCUACACCAACCCACCGCACAUGGCUCACGUGCAACAGGCUCAUGUACAGUCUGGGAUGGUUCCUUCUCACCCUAUGAUGCUGAUGACCGCUCAGCCACCAGGGGGCCCCCAAGCUGCUCUUGCUCAAAGUGGUUUACAACCCAUUCCUGUCUCUACAACUGCACAUUUUCCCUACAUGACACAUCCUCCAGUGCAAGCACAUCACCAACAGCAGCUGUGAAUUUGGAGUAGUACCGGAAAGGCUGGCACCAUUUUACAGGCCAAAAUCCCUCCACUGGAAGCCCGAAAUCUAGAAUCUCCUUUUUUGUUUAAAAAAAAAAAAACUUUAUUUCUGAUAACAUCCAAUAGGAAUGCUAACUGAUCAUCUUGCAGUGGGAAAGAUUUGGACUGAGUAGAGGCAUGUAGGAACAUGCAGGAUGUCUGACAAACUGCACCAGUCCUCCAAAAGCCCUGCCUUUGCUUGCUGAUAACUGGAAGUUAUUUAUUUUGAAAGGCCCUUCUAAGUUAUGAACUCAUCAGCUAGCGAAGGAAGUAACACAAUUGAUUCUUGCUGCUAUCUCCACAUUAAAGACAAAAAAUCAAGACUCUAAAAUCCCUUAUCUUCUAACUAAACUUGAAACCGAUUCAGUAAAGAUUCUGAUCAUCAAACUGAUGGAUUAUUAUUUAUGAGUCAGGUUUGAUGAUGCAGCCGCUGCCUCAAGACAGUGGUGUAACUUUUAAGUUAAGUAAAAAAAAAACAACUUUUACUUUGUAGAUAAUAUAAAAUAAAACCUAAAAAAAAAUAAAAAAAUAAAAAAGUUUUAAAAACUGA